Messenger RNA from Xylaria bambusicola, 1164 nucleotides. RefSeq lists its product as uncharacterized. The transcript has a single exon. NCBI's taxonomy places the organism in Eukaryota, Fungi, Ascomycota, Sordariomycetes, Xylariales, Xylariaceae. The record is from RefSeq and is a predicted model, not a curated record. Bases 1 to 1164 code for a protein of 387 amino acids.
AUGCCCAAAUCAACAGAUCAGUCGUGGAAUCCUUUUGAGUCCAAUGAUGACAAACGCUCCUCCUUCUCACUCACUGGCAGUUUGAAGUCUGUCAGAAGAGCAGUCAGCGGCAGAGGUAGAAAAUCGGAUAAAGAUGCGGACAAUGAUAGAGAAGUCGAGGCUCUUGAAGGGCAAUUAGCUUCCUCAAGCAUCGACCCACCGCCCGCCUAUACCGAGACAGUAACUGAGAGCUCUGACCAAGGUGCAUCCAGUGCGUCAGUGCAGCAAGCACCGCCGCGUACGCAGAGCAUCUACAGUCGGCUGCGCGGCCCGAACCGCACCCCAUCCGCGAAAGCCGAUAAGUUCAGAUUCCUAUCCGAGUUCGACACCGUCUUCCUCAUCGACGACUCCAGCUCGAUGACAUGGAACGACAAGGGUAACAUAAGACUAAGGUCCGGCGAACUGACUAGAUGGGAGCAAACGAGGAACGUCAUCCAACAGAUCGUGCCUAUCUGCAUGCGGUACGACCAGGACGGUGUUGAUAUCUACUUUCUCAAUGAUCCUUACCAUAUGCACUUUGACGAUCCCCACGAGGAUGAACCCGGCUGGAGUAGGGACCCUGACAGGGCAGAAGGGAAAGCUAGCUAUGCCUACAUCGGUGUCAGCGACGCCAACAACGUCAAGAAAGUCUUCGAUAGCAGAGAGCCCAUGUUAAACACACCUACCGGCAAACGCCUAGGCGAGAUCAUGGACACAUACGUUACCUGCUACCAGGCGCGCAUGGCGAAAGGCCAGAACCCUCCCAAGCCCCUGAACAUCAUCGUCAUCACGGACGGAGAAGCCAGCGACAAGGCCGUCCUCAGAGAAAACCUGAUCAAGCAAGCCGAGAGACUCGACGCCGUCUGCGCACCGUACCACCAGCUAGGCGUGCAGUUCUUCCAGGUCGGCAAGGACGAGCAUGCCGCGCACUACCUGCGCGAGCUCGACGACGGCCUAGGCAAGUAUCGCAGAGGAAAGGAGCUCCGCGACAUUGUAGACUGCGUCACUCACGACCAACUAUCUGGCGAGAGCGGCGGUAGUUCCCAGCUCACGGCCGACGUCAUCUUGAAAGUUGUUCUCGGGGCGGUUAACAGACACCUCGACAACCAGAAGAUUCGCGAAGGCCUUCUGGUCGCCCGCUCUUAG